GGUGUGAACGGAAGAAGAGCGCUCUUUUCUUUCACCGUGUUGCCAUCAGACGUGUUUUUCUUUCUUUAAGGACUAUGUGCGCCGAGAAUGGCGGACACCAACGCGAUUGAGGAACUACAGUCGGAGCUCACCUGCCCGGUGUGUUUGGAGCUCUUCCGUGAUCCGGUGAUCCUCGAGUGCGGGCACCACUUCUGCCAGCUGUGCAUCAUCCAGUGCUGGGAAGCCAAGGCGGACGAGUUGUCGAGUUGCCCCAAGUGCAGAAAGUCGAGCGGCCGUAAGCUGCGACCCAACUCGCUUCUGUGCAACGUCGUGGACAGCGUGCGCAGAGCCCGGGCCAUGGACACAGCCGCGGGGACUACCGGGUGGUUCUGUGAAGGUGCGCUGGAGGAGCCGGAGGAACGGGAGCCCGGGUCCAGCAUGAACAGCGUGGCCUCGUCCAUCGGGCACUGGCCGCGCCUGGGUAUGGAUAUGGAUAUGUGCGAGGAGCAUGAGGAGAGGUUGAAGCUGUACUGUGAGGACGACCAGCUGCCCAUCUGUCUGGUGUGCGGCAUGUCGAGGGACCACAAGACCCACAAUGUCAUCCCCAUUAUCGAGGCCUUUGAAAACUACAAGGAUAAGCUGUCUGUCGCUCUAGAGAGGGUUGAGCUACAGACCGAGGAGGCCACGCUCUUCCAAAGGCAGACCAACGAAAAGAUCCUCCUCACCAAGGAUCGAGCAGGAGAUCUGGAGGAGAUGGUCACUGCAGAGUUUGGCCGUCUGAGGGAGUUCCUACUGGAGGAGGAAGAGCGCAUAAAGGAGAAACUGCAGAAGCAGAAGGAGGAGAAGCUCAACCAGCUGGAGGAGGCGCUCACUGAGACCACAGAGCAAAUCAGCCAAAUGGAAAGCACGGCCGACCAGCUUCGCCUCAAACUGACAGAAGAGGAAAACCCAGAGCAACUCAAGGGAAUCAAAGAUUUCAUUGGAGGGGCUGAGAGCUUGUUUGAGCGCCCCUCAGAGGUGGGUGAGUAUCUGCAGGCAGGAGAGUUUCUGGGACCUCUGCAGUACAGGACCUGGAGGAAAAUGAGCUCAAUCUUUCAGCCAGCUGUCAAAGCGGUGACCCUGGACCCAGACACAGCCUACCCGUGCCUGUCUGUGUCCCCGUGUCGCACCAGCGUUCACGUGGGAAAAAUCCAGCCCAACCUGCCCAACAACCCAGAGCGCUUUACUCUCUACAACAUCGUCCUGGGCUCUGAGGCCUUCUCCUCUGGGAGACACUACUGGGAGGUGGAAGUGGAGUCCAAGACAGCGUGGGGUCUGGGCGUGGCCACAGCCUCCGUCAACAGGAAGGAUGAGAUCAGCCUCUGCCCGGACGAUGGUUUCUGGACCCUGGUGCUGAGGGACAACGCUGACGGCACAAGCGAUUAUGAGGCAUGCACCGACUCGGAGGAGAGCUUGAUAUAUCCCUCCAAACCCCCCAGCAGGGUGGGGGUCUAUCUGGACUAUAAUCGUGGUGACGUUGGGUUUUACGAUGCAGGAAACAUGAGCCACCUCUUCACCUUCUAUAAUGCAAAUUUCAAAGAGCCUGUUUACCCGUACUUUAAUCCCUGGCCGAUAAUCAACGGACAAAACCGGGAGCCACUCACCAUAGUGACGCCACACUGGGGAUAGAUGUCUUCUUUAUCAGAGGACAGAUUCAGAAUAUAACUGCAGAAGAAGAUUUAGCAGCUAUUGAACUUGGAUGGACUCCUUCAUGAGCACUAACACAUCUGCCUUGUCAUAAGGACUUUGCUGUAUUAAUGAUGUGGGGAUGAUGAACACGCAGGUAACAAGGGCUGGGAAUUGUUAAAAAAAAUUCCACCAU
This is a messenger RNA of Anarrhichthys ocellatus (wolf-eel), 1840 nucleotides long. RefSeq names its product zinc-binding protein A33-like. The coding region runs from base 88 to 1647 and encodes 519 amino acids. Lineage: Eukaryota; Metazoa; Chordata; Actinopteri; Perciformes; Anarhichadidae. Gene Ontology annotation, molecular function: zinc ion binding; protein binding. The transcript has 6 exons. The record is from RefSeq and is a predicted model, not a curated record.